Brugia pahangi is the source of this 1125-nucleotide messenger RNA. Lineage: Eukaryota; Metazoa; Nematoda; Chromadorea; Rhabditida; Onchocercidae. The record is from the annotation of a GenBank genome assembly.
AUGUGGAAAGUAUAUGCAGUAAUUUUGCUUUGGAAAUGCGCCACCACUCUAAUUGGAAUUGUAAGUGCGCAAGGAGAAUUCCACAAAGAGCUUAUCUAUGUGCAAGCGAUUUGGAGACAUGGUGACAGAGCACCAAAGCAGUUACCCUACCCUAAUGAUAACUAUAAUGAAACAGCAUGGCCAAGAGGAUGGGGACAAGUAACAAAUAUUGGCAUAACGCAGAUGUAUGAACUUGGGCAAUUUUUUCGACAGAGAUACACUUCAUUCAUUAGAGACUUCAAUGCAGAAGAUGUUGAUUUGGUAUCGUCGAAAUCGGAUCGAGCAAUAGUUAGUGGAUUAGCUAUGCUUCGUGGCUUUUUUCCAGCCAUUGGCCAAGAAGAAUGGCUACAAAAUGAACAAUGGCAACCGCUACUUCAAGUGGCAACAACAGAUGCUAUGUUGAAACCGACUAGUUUCAAUUGUCUAAUGUACAAUGUGAAGAGUGAAAAGGAGAAUGAAGUAUUAUUUAAAAAUAUAAGUAAGCAAUAUGCUAGCUUCUUCGAUUUCCUUGCUAACGUUACUGGAUAUAAGAAGAUGAAUUUCAAAAAGGCUACUUCAUUAUAUAAUAUUCAAAGAGAGAUUGAUCAUAAUAUGACACAACCAUCGUGGGUGUACAAUGUUUGGCCUCAGUUUAAUAAUGAGACAACAAUAAGUAUAAUAAGCAGUUUGAAGAGAAUUCGUCGUAUCUCCCAAUUUAAUUCUGCAGAAAAAGCUCGACUACGUGGCGGACUAUUGAUGAAAGAUUGGAUUGAUCGAGCCAGAAAUGUGUCAUUAGGAUUAUCGGUUAUUCCACAUAAAAUCAAACUUCAUUCUGCUCAUGACGGCACGUUGUUAGCUUUGAUGUAUGCUCUGGGCAUUGGUAAUGACCUGCUUGUUCCGUAUGCUUCAUGCGCUAUAAUGGAGAUAUACAAGACAUUAAAUAGUCACACAAUUAUGUUUUUCUACAAAAAUGGAACCGUAGUACAUCAGUUACUACUACCUGGUUGCUCUUCAUAUGAUAAUUGCACGAUUGCACAAGUGGAAAAAGCGGUUUCAAGAAGAAGCGUUCGAAGUCUACAACAAUUGAAUAAGGCAAAUUUCUUUUAA